Molecule: messenger RNA, 1262 nt
Organism: Lentinula edodes (shiitake mushroom)
Lineage: Eukaryota; Fungi; Basidiomycota; Agaricomycetes; Agaricales; Omphalotaceae
Product: eukaryotic rRNA processing protein EBP2-domain-containing protein
Exons: 2
Coding region: 15-989 (324 amino acids)
Biological process (GO): ribosomal large subunit biogenesis; rRNA processing
Cellular component (GO): nuclear periphery; nucleolus; preribosome, large subunit precursor
Source: RefSeq, a predicted model, not a curated record
UUCCUUUUCUGACCAUGUCUUCCACCAAGUCGAAGUCUGACCGCAAAAGUGCUCUAAAAAACGUAGCGCCAGCUUUAGCAACAAACAAACGCUCCCAGAUCAAAGAAGCCCCAUCUGUGGUUGAAAAGGAGGAGGACGAAAUCGACCUCGAGACUGAUGAAAGCGAAGGCUCCGAAGACGAUGGUGGUAUUGAUGAUGAGGGUAUAGAAAGGCUCAUGAAAGCCCUUGGCGAUGAUGGAUUGGACGAGUUUGAACAAGCUCAGCUUGAGGCUGCACUGGGUGAUCCUGAGGAUGAGUCAGAGGAAGAGGACGGAGAGGACGCAAAUACGGAGGAAGAAAACAGUGACCAGGAUGAAGAGGUCGAAAAGGUCGAAAAUGAUGGCACAGAAGGUGGAGAAGAGGAUGAUCAGUUCAUCCAACUGGAGGAUGUUGAAGCUAUCGUUGACGACGCUGUCCCUUUUCAAAAAGUUGAAAUCAACAACGAAAUCGCCCUUGCACGGAUACGGGAAAGCCUACAGCUCGACCCAUCAAUACCAUGGACUGAAACUUUAGCUGUCUCUUAUCCUCAUACUAUCGACGUUGAUGUCAAUGACGACCUGAAUCGAGAAUUAGCUUUUUACAAACAAGCUCUACAUAGUGCUAGCCAUGCCCACCAAAUAGCCACGAAAUCAUAUCCAAACUUUCCGUGGACUCGCCCCAGUGAUUAUUUUGCUGAAAUGGUCAAAAGCGACGUACACAUGGAACGCAUUCGCCAAAGACUUCUUGACGAAAAAGCCGGCAUUAAAAAGAGCGAAGAAAAGCGCAAAGAAAGGGAAGGAAAGAAAUUCGGUAAACAAGUGCAGAUCGAGAAGCUUAAAGAUCGCGAAAGAGGUAAAAAAGAGAUGGAGGAACGCUUAAAGGGACUCAAGAGAAGUGAGCUUGCAAAAAUAAGCCCAACUGACGUUUACUCAUAUUUCCAUUCCCCCAGAACGAAAAGAUAUUCUCGAUAACCCAGAUGGGAACGACGACGCGUUUGAUGUUGCUGUCGAGGAUGCCAUAUCCGACCGACCGGCAAAGCGAGGACGCGGUGGACCUGCCGGUGGGUCCAGAUUGUCACGACAAGGUCGAGAUAAAAAAUUUGGAUUCGGCGGCGCAGGAAGAAGGUCUAAGCAGAAUACCAGUGCAUCUACAGAUGAUUUUGACUCUAGAUCAAGAAAAGGAUCCGGUGGUGGAGGCAGGGGUGGAAGAGGUACAAGAGGUGGGGGAAGAGGUGGAAGAGGAGG